GACAUUUGAAAAUUGUUCUCGGUAGUUCACGUGGAAGCGUCGAUAAAAAGCGAGUGAUAUUUGGAGGUUAUACAGGUCACGUAAGAAACUGUUCCAACAGCCUAGCGACCCAGCUCUGGAUGUGCUUGCGCGGCUGCUCGGAAAUUUACGUAAAAGCAUCGCCGCGAGAUAACCUCCAAUGUCGCGGAGGCUGCCGGCGGAGAGCGGCGUGCCGGUGUGCGAGAAGAUAAUUUGUCCGCCGCCGGAGGAGUUGAGCGUGAUUGUCAACAAUGUCACCUGUCAGUGUGGGCUCGUCUUCAAGAACGAGUCGCGCUAUCGACUGCAUGAUCUCAAGGUGCAUCAGAAAAAAAAAUUGGAUAAGAUCACGAAGGAGAAUGUGCGCUAUCACUGCCCCGUGCAGUCGUGCGUCUAUGCGGUCAAUUCUCAGAAAUGUUUCAGCAGCCUGAAAUACCUGAAACAGCAUUACUUGAAGGUGCAUGCUGAGAGGAAGUACGCGUGCGAUCGCUGCAGCAAAAGUUUCUCCACCGAGUCCGCCAAGGAUGGGCACGUGAGAGUUUGCGGCAUAGAAUUCACGUGCACCUGCUCAAAGACCUAUACCACGUACGAGGCACUGCUGACGCAUGCGAAGCGGCUUCAACACGUCAUAACAGAAAAGGAGAACUUCCUUAAUACAACUUCCUUAAGAUGUGCCAACUUCAAAUCGGUGCGAGUUGUCUUUCCGACUGAAAUCGUAAACAAACCUGUCACUAUACUACCCAAACCAGACAAGAGUAGCAAAAAUAUUAGCAUCACGACGAGAAGUACAUCUGACGCUGGUACGCAGACUGACGAUUAUAAAGGAAGCAAGAGGGUUUCGAGCCGAUCGAAAUUCACUAGCAAUAAUCAGCACUAUGCAAAGCGCCGGAAGCGAGUGUCGAAGCAGAUGCAGACCAGCAAGGGUUCUGGCAAAUCAACGGAAACGCAAACGCAGGCGGUCAGGAGCGCGUCGGAGGCGCGGAGGCGCGGAGGAGGCCGUCGCGCAUCGUCGAAGCAAUCGGAGCACGCGUUGAUCAAAGAGGAGCUUAAUCUCGGCGACAAUUUCGCAUCGGCCAACUUGUUUCCCUCGAGCCCGUUACCGCUCCGCCACGACGUAGGGCUGCAGGACUUCUGGGAGGAGAAGAACACCUCGGGUACGCAAACGUUACCCGAGAAGGACAUAUUCAAAGAAUUCAUCGACAACGUCACUCAGACGGAAUUCGAAGCGCUGAGCACGCAUGAGCACAGUUACAAUCCCCCGAUACAAUGCGUACCGGUGAGCACUGUGGUGUUGAUGACCCUGCCUUACGUCGUGGUCACACCACCGGUAGCCACCGAGGGGUACUCCUCAGCCCCAGCCGACGGUGUGUAUCAAGUAAAUCCCACGCUGAGCCACGCCGCUAAGACGUUCGACGACGGGUUCAGCAGCAUAGAAACGCAAACCGAGCAAGCUUUCUCGCCGUCGUUGUACUCGGAAUCCCUACCGGGGUCGUUCGCCCUAGGUUCCAACAUGGAAACCCAGAGUACGAACAAUCUCGACAACAUGGCGCAGCUACUGUACAACAACAUGUGUACUCAAACGUGCGACGAAAUGCUGUCGUCCGAUCUCGGAUUGUCCAACAUACAGACCCAGACCGCGUGGACGCACGACGACACCACGGUAUCCACCGAGACUCAAACCAAGUCCCUGAUUUGCCAGUCCGACUGCAACAUCCCCAUCGGAGGCUGUAGGUCCUGGCUGAACACGCAAACGAGUCACACCGAGACGCAGACCGAUCUGCUCAGUAUUGUCGAGGGGCUUGAAUAAAUUCAGCGUUAUUGCUAUUCGCUGUGAUUCGCCGAUUACCGUUUGGCAUUUCGUUCAGUUCGACUUAUAUUUUUUAUUUACCUUGUUUUUUUCUUUUCUCUAUAACAUAUCGUUGAUACAACGAUAUACUAUCGAUGUUAAUUUAUCGUUACGUUUGCGUUUUCUUUUUGUCGUUUUUUUGCAUGUUUUCUAAAAUUAUUUUACUACAAUUACUCAUUAAAAAAAAUCCAAGUUUCAAGUUUAUGAUUGCGUUUAUCAGGUCAAGUCGCCCAUUUCAGGAAUAAUACAUAGAAUUUGCAAUAUAUAGAAUACACGAUUAGAUCAUUAUAUCAUAUCGUCUCUUAACUUUUUUGUUUGAAAUUGUUAUGCAAAGUACCAAAUAAAAAUGUUGACAUAGC
Molecule: messenger RNA, 2220 nt
Organism: Ooceraea biroi (clonal raider ant)
Lineage: Eukaryota; Metazoa; Arthropoda; Insecta; Hymenoptera; Formicidae
Gene: Asciz
Product: ASCIZ zinc finger protein
Biological process (GO): positive regulation of transcription by RNA polymerase II
Cellular component (GO): nucleus
Molecular function (GO): DNA-binding transcription factor activity, RNA polymerase II-specific; transcription cis-regulatory region binding
Source: RefSeq, a predicted model, not a curated record